Messenger RNA from Camelus dromedarius (Arabian camel), 1454 nucleotides. RefSeq names its product nudix hydrolase 17 (gene NUDT17). The record is from RefSeq and is a predicted model, not a curated record. Gene Ontology annotation, biological process: NADP+ catabolic process; NAD+ catabolic process. Gene Ontology annotation, cellular component: peroxisome; cytosol. Bases 35 to 910 code for a protein of 291 amino acids. NCBI's taxonomy places the organism in Eukaryota, Metazoa, Chordata, Mammalia, Artiodactyla, Camelidae. Gene Ontology annotation, molecular function: NADH pyrophosphatase activity. The transcript has 8 exons.
GCAGCGCCCCGUCCCCUGCCCCCGGGGGCGCGCUAUGGCCGCGGCGCGGGUGCUGCUGCUCCGCUCCGGGCGCCCCGAGCCCGUGAGCUUCUCGCAGAGCGUGUGUGGCCUCCUGGGCGCUGGGCCGGGGGCCACGCACUGCGGCCUGAAGCGGGGACAGCUCGUCCUCUCGGACAGGCCGUUCCCAGGCGCGUCGGCCAGGCUUCCGCUCCAGCGACCCCCUUUCUGCCCUUUUGCGGCCCUGGACCAGCAGCCCGGGGCUCCUGGGGACGAGCUGCCCACGAAUCGAGGUGUGGAUCUGGGUGUGGCAGUCAUUCUGCAGUCCAGCGAUCAGACCGUCUUGUUGACCCGAAGGACACGCACCCUCAACGUUUCACCCAACCUCUGGGUACCCCCAGGUGGGCAUGUGGAACUUGAUGAAGAGCUGUUGGACGGAGGGCUUCGAGAGCUUUGGGAGGAGAGUGGACUACAGCUGCCCCGGGGCCAGUUCUCUUGGGUCCCUCUGGGGCUAUGGGAGUCUGCCUACCCUCCUAGGCUGAGCUGGGGUCUCCCCAGAUACCAUCACAUCAUUCUCUAUCUACUUGUCAUCUCCCAGGAGUCACAGCAGCAGCUGCAGGCCCGGAUCCAACCAAACCCAGGAGAGGUGAGCGCCUUUAUGUGGCUGGGACCAGAUGUAGCAGCUGCAGUGGCUACCACAGAGGAUGGGGCAGAGACACCCAGACAUCUUCCCCAGGACCUACCACCCUCUGUCCCUGCGGUGGAACUAGGAGAGGAUGGAGGAGCUCGACCUCUGGCCUUGCCCACGUCCACACUGCUGCGGACCACCCCAGCCGCGGCCGACAGCCAAGAGAGGGUCAGCACAGGGACCAAGUUUGCCCUCAGGCUCUGGCUGCAACACCUGGGCAGGUAGAGCUGGGAUAGCAGCUGAGGUGACAGGACAGUGCUUUUUGGUCGGGGGCAGGUCCUCCUCAUCUGAUGAGCUUUCUAUUGUCAAGUCAAUCACUUCAACCCUCUUCUUAUUCUCUGAUGGAUUGCCCUCUUGGACUGGGCUAUACUGGACAGCUGUGGGUAGUAAGAAGACUAUGUCUCAGAGAAGAGGCCACCCCAGACUCAGCUCAACUGGGAGACAGGGGGUCACUCACCAUCCAGCCCAUACCCUGGCGGGGGGCAAACCUCAGAUGCCUCCUUCUUGGGUUUCAUUGGGCACCAGGAUCCGUCUUCCAUGAACUGGAUCUCAUCACAAUCCGAGCAGGAAUUAAGAAUCUCCAUGAAUAAACUGGGGGAAAGGAGAGAUGGGAACUCAUGUGGCCGGGAGAUGGCUAGAACAGCAGCCAGGGAGCUCUGGGACUCACCUUCCUGAACCUCAGCUUCCUCAUCUGUAAAUCAGGGAUAGUAUCCACCCUAAUGACCUCUCUGAGUUGUUGUUGGAAUCAAAUAAAGUAAGGUAUGUAAAA